UGCACAGUUGGCAAGACGGUGAAAACACAUUGCUAAAAAUUUUAUAUACAAACAGAAAAGUUUUUCAAUAUGAGCUUGGCAAGCAUUAAACAAAAGGAAUUGAAGGGCAAGAAGAAAGUGUUGCCCAAGUUGCGCACCGUCCUGGCCAAUCCUUACAAGCAAUACUGUCCUGUAUUGCCCGAAAAUGAACUGCAGCAGUUUUGCAACAUUUUGGAAGAAGCCAAAUCUAACUUCGUCAGUAAGGGAGGUAAACCUCCAAUGAAAAACUUCGCCAGUCACUCGCACAUUAAUCUGGGUCUGGAGAGCUGUUUGCGUGCCAUUCAUGGCCAGCGAUUUUCUUGUAUUUUUAUAUCCCUGAGCCUGAGGCCGACGCAUCUCAUCCGACUGAUCGGCACCAGUGCAUCCGUUAAGAUACCAACUGCUAGCAUUUUUGCCCAAUCCAAGCUUGAAGAUCUUACAUUCAAGCUGUUUGGUGUGAAAUCAAUGGCCCUGACCCUUCCGCUAGAAUUGAAAAACAUUAGCGAGGAUUUGGAUAAUUGGGUGACCAAGCAUCAGAGGCCACUUCCAGCCAAACCCAUUGUGAAAAAAAGAAAAAUAAAGGAAAAAACAAAGCUUGAGAUGCCACCAGCACCAAUUAAAGAGCAGAUAGAUACACCUGAUGACGAUCAAGAUAAACAAUGGACUGGUGAUUAUAUAUCUUGUUCGAACAAACAGACAUUGAGUAGAAUAGACCCACAAUUGGAGGCACAACAAUUGGGAGUUGCUCUUACUAAUUUGGCAAUGAAAGCAAAAGAAAAUCCCCUUGAAACCGAAUCCAAGGUAGACGAAACGCCCAUGGAUGAUGAUGCCAUGGAAGUGGAUGAACCAGAGAAUCUCGAGGAUACAGAGGAUGAGUUUUUGGAAACGGAUUUGUCCAGAUACCGUCCACUUACUAUCAAUGUUAUCCGACAAAAUCCAAACAAGAAGCCAAAGAAGAAGCGCAACAAAAAACCGGCAUCAAAAACAAAAUAAAAAUUGGCAACGCGACC
Drosophila willistoni is the source of this 1028-nucleotide messenger RNA. RefSeq lists its product as uncharacterized. Bases 70 to 1011 code for a protein of 313 amino acids. Lineage: Eukaryota; Metazoa; Arthropoda; Insecta; Diptera; Drosophilidae. The transcript has a single exon. The record is from RefSeq and is a predicted model, not a curated record.